UUAGGGCACUAACACUUUCUCCAUGCAAAACAAAUAUCACACCCCAAAAUUUGUGAGCCCUUUCCUCUUCCAUAUACCAAUAAUGGCAAUGGUCUUAGAUUUCUUUAUCUCAAAAUUUAUCACAGCCACAACGAACAUGAUGGAGACAGAGAUCUUUAAGGUGCUUGGCGUCGACAAGGAGAUCAAAGCCCUUCAAGAAAGAUUGGGGACAAUCAAUGGAUAUCUCCGACAAGCAGAGCAAAAGAGACAUGGAAAUGAUGAAAUUGACAUCUGGAUGCAGAAAUUGAAGGACCUCAUGUAUGAUGCUGAUGAUAUUAUUGAUCUCUGUAUAAUUGAAGGGGGGAUGUUAUUGAAAGCUCGAGCUUUGUCAGGAUCAUCGACUGUAAGCAUCCCUUUUAGCUAUCUCUUUUCAUGCUUUCAGUGCCUUAAAUAUCGCCAUGAUAUUGCCAACCAAAUUAUAGCAUUAAAUAGUAAGAUAGAAGAUUUGAAAAAAGAUACCGUCAUAAAAAAUAAUUUGGAUUGGGCAACCAAAGUACCAGUUGAAUAUGUUAAUAGAGUGAUAACACAUGAGACAUCUCACCUACAAGUUGAAGGAGAUAUUGUAGGAACUCAGAUAGAAACUGCUACUGAAACAUUAAUUAAUUGGAUAGUUAAGAAAAAUCCAAAGUGUAGAGUUUUUGGAGUUGUGGGAACAGGAGGAAUCGGAAAGAGUACUCUGGCAAGAAAAAUAUUUGAGGAUGAGCGGAUCAAAGAUUAUUUUCCAAAUAGAAAAUGGUUGUAUGUUUCUAAAAAUUAUAUUGAGAUUGAUUUGCUAAAAAAGUUAAUUAGGUUUGAUGAAGGAAGUGAAACCAAUGGAGAAAUUCUUGAAGGAAAAAGUAAAGCAGAAUUAGAAAAUAAACUUGUGUCCAUUCUCACACGGAAUACUUUCAUUGUGCUAGAUGAUGUAUGGAAUUCAUCUGUGUGGGCAGAUUGUUUAAGAAUACCUAUAAUGAAAGGUGCAGCAAGUUGUACGGUCUUAGUUACCUCAAGAAAAGAACAAGUAGUAACGUUAAUGAAGGCUACCUAUAUCUACCCAGUUGAAAAAAUGAAUGAUGAAAGUGGUUGGAAUUUGCUUAAACAUUUAGCGUUUGAAGGUGAAGGAGAUGAGGAUCAGAUAUCAAGCUUUGAAGAAAUAGGAAUUAAACUUGUCAAUAAAUGUGAUGGUUUGCCUCUUGCAAUCAAGGCUAUUGCUGGAGUUCUAUACCAACAAAACAAGGCAAAAUGGGAGGAAGUUCUUCAAAGUGAUGCAUGGAACAUGGAUCAGAUUAAGGAAGAACUUAGGCCUUUAUAUUUGAGCUACGAAGACUUACCGUCUAGUUUAAAACAAUGUUUUCUCUAUUGCUCUUUGUACCCUCAAAAAGAUAUGUAUUCUAAGGAGAUUGUUCAGUUUUGGGUCACCGAAGGUCUUAUUAUGGAUGAACAAGAUAAGUUGAGGAGGGAUCUUCCCACUGAAAAACAGAGAACAAAGGAAGAUAUCGGGGAGGAAAUUUACAGGGAGCUACUUUGUAGGAAUCUCUUGGAAGUUGAUGUAGAUUUGGAUAUGUCCAAGAGUUUCUUCUCUAUGCAUGAUCACUUUCGAUCUCUCGGCGCACAUUUAAUGAGAGAGGAAGGAAUUUUAUAUCGACAUGGUAGAGAAUUCAAAGUAGAUGAUAACAUUAAAAUUCGGCGGCUGUCAAUCUCUUGUAUGGGGCCUAAGCUAGUGUUACCAGCUCAAGUUCUAAGACAAGGUUGUUUGAGAACUCUAAUUCUCACAGAUUCCCCUAAAACCAAGACUAUCGAAGAUAGUGUGCUGCGAGCAUUACCGUGUUUGCGAGUUCUGGAUCUCACAAAAACAUCAAUUGAGAAGAUUCCAGAUUGCAUUGGAGAUCUACUACAUUUAAGAUAUCUAGAUCUCGAUGGAACAAAUAUAAGUGAGAUUCCAACAUCUAUCGGGAACCUUGUAAACCUUCAGAGUCUGAAUAUUUCAGAGUGUGAGUUCUUGGAAAGACUUCCCGUGUCCAUCACUAAGUUGCAUAAUCUAAGAUGGCUUGACAUGAGAGAUAGUCCAAUGCUCACUCAUGUGCCUAAGGGAAUUGGGAAACUAGAAAACUUCUAUAACCUCGAGGGAUUUAUGGUUGGUCAGAAUGGCUCGGCCUCUGAAGAAGGUUGCGAUUUAGAAGAGCUGAAAAAUCUAUCCGAGUUGAGAGUCUUGAGCAUUUAUAGGCUUGAGAGGGCGGAAGGAGGAGCCUCUGCACUUGCAAACAUGCCUUUUCUUAUGGAGCUUGUGCUGGGAUGGAAGCGACCAGAUGAGGAGGAAGAUGCUAAAGCUGAUGAAGAAGUAGAAGGCGAUGGCAAGGAUGAUGGAGAUGCAGACAAGGACAUGGGUGAUGGUGAUGAUGAUGGCUCUGGAGCAGAAGAUGAAAAUGAGGAGACUGAGAAAGAAGAUGAAAAUGAGGAGGAUAGUGAGGAAGAAGAUAAAGGAUGGAGUGAGGAGCAAAUCAGUAAAGCUGAGAGGAUAUGCAAUGAAAUGACUCAGCCUUCAUCUACCAUAUUCGACCUCCUCUUUUCUCAGUACCCCGGCCGACAGUUCCCGAUCUGGAUGCAAUCCUCUUCCUUGGCUGAAUCUUUUCCAAACUUGACGUAUUUGAAGCUUAUUAGGUUGCCAUGUUGUACAAAGCUCCCUCCCUUGGGUACACUGCCUCAGCUCAAGUACCUCCGUAUUGAAAGUGCAACCGCCAUAACGACCAUUGGGUCCCAAUUUCUCGGAUCAAGAAGCUCUGCAUUUCCCAAACUCGAAAUGCUCCAAUUCCAAGACAUGCCUUCAUGGGAGGAGUGGACAUUCAAUGGAACACCUCUUGCUGUGAAGUUGUUUCCAAUUCUCAGGACCUGUAAUAUUAUCGACUGCCCAAAUCUAAGAGCUCUUCCUGAGGGCCUCUGUCGAGCCACCAACUUCAACCAACUGUGCUUGCACGAAACAUAUGAGCUAGGUGAGAUCGACAACCUCGCCUUGGCUUACAGGCUCGAGGUCACAAAUGGCAUAGAGUUGAAGAAGAUUUCCAACAUCCCGUCAUUAAGAUAUCUUGCGGUGGAUGGCUGUCCCAGCUUGGAGUGCGUGGAGAAUCUCGGCAAGCUGCAGCAUUUGGCGUUGAUAUGUUCAGAGGAAACGGAGCAGCUCCCGCAGUGGCUGCUUGGCUUGAUCGAGCAGCAUAACAACACGGCAAGCACUCAAAGGAGUCUGAGGAAAUUCGAGAUGCAGUGCAAUCUGCAACUGCUGAAGAGCUGUUUGGAGGGCAAUGAGAAUUGGGACAUCAUCAAGCAAAUUCCCAAUGUCAAAAUCCAAACAUAUUCCAGCCAAGAGUAUAUGUUCUACACCAAGGAUCCCUACAACUAUGAUGCAAAGAUUCCUUCUAAUUGAGAUGGUGCUGAAAAAAAGCUUGCUUUCUUCAAUUGUACUGGUGAAGUUGUGAUUUGUAUGGUGCUGAUUGCAUUUGCUUCUUUCUACAUUUGGUUUGCUUACUUUAUAUUUGGUGAAGGUGUGAUUUGUAUGUAUUUAUAUUUGCAUUUUUUUCAAUUGUACUGGUGAAAGUGUGAUUUGUAUAGUGUUGUUUGCAUUUAUAAGUCUGUAUGUAUUUUCUCAACCACCUCUUAGGUUGAGAAGAAAUCCUAUGGCUUACUUGAACAUGCAGCAGGAUGGGCAUUCUCUCGGAGAAACAGGUCAAUUUGUAGAAGAGGAUUUCUGAAGAGCAACUGAUGGAUGGAAGAUGUGCAGUUGAUGGCUGAGACUAGUGAUGAAAGACGCUGUUCAUCGGCAGGAAUAGUUCGGAUGAAUGUGCCAGUUCUUCCAUUGUGCACACCCAACUAUCCCCACUUUGAGGCCUGCUUGCGACUGCAAUUGAGAUCCAAGCUUUCUGGCACUGCAACAUAACUAUGAAGCUGAGACAAGUUCUGAAGUGGAAACUGAGCACUUCUGACGACAACUUCAAAAGCAAUUUUACAAUUUACCACUUAUGAAUGAUGAAAAAGAAUCCUGGUUGGUCAUCAUAAGCUUGAGCUAAGUUGGAUUAA
Molecule: messenger RNA, 4083 nt
Organism: Zingiber officinale
Lineage: Eukaryota; Viridiplantae; Streptophyta; Magnoliopsida; Zingiberales; Zingiberaceae
Product: putative disease resistance RPP13-like protein 1
Exons: 2
Coding region: 23-3433 (1136 amino acids)
Biological process (GO): defense response to other organism
Molecular function (GO): protein binding; ADP binding
Source: RefSeq, a predicted model, not a curated record